CCUGAAGAGGAGGAGGAGGAGGAGGAGAAGGAGGAGAAGAGGGAGCUGAAGGUCACAGCUGGUGAAACAUUAACAUAAAUACUGAUAUCAAAACCGAUUAACGACUGAUCGAAUUCAUCAGUUGCACGAGGAGCAGGACCGCGACGUGAGAGGAGCGAUAAACGGAUCCACUGCAGCAUCCCUGAUCCCCUGUCUGUCGGAUUCUCCAUCACCAGCCUCCACCUGUCUCUCCACCCGCCUCCAUCAUGGGGAACCGAGGUAUGGAGGAGCUCAUCCCGAUGGUGAACCAGCUCCAGGAUGCCUUCUCCUCCAUCGGCCAGAACGCGAGUCUCGACCUGCCGCAGAUCGCGGUGGUGGGCGGACAGAGCGCCGGGAAGAGCUCGGUACUGGAGAACUUCGUGGGCAAAGACUUCCUUCCCCGUGGCUCAGGUAUCGUGACUCGGCGACCCCUGGUGCUGCAGCUCAUCAAUUCACCCACAGAGUAUGCCGAGUUCCUGCACUGCAAGGGGAAGAAGUUCAUCGACUUUGAUGAAGUCCGUCAGGAGAUUGAAGCUGAGACAGAUCGAGUCACUGGGCAAAACAAGGGAAUCAGUCCAGUCCCCAUCAACCUCAGAGUCUAUUCACCCAAUGUAUUGAACCUGACUCUCGUGGAUCUUCCCGGGAUGACAAAGGUCCCAGUUGGAGACCAACCAGCUGACAUCGAGCACCAAAUAAGAGAAAUGCUCAUGCAGUUUGUCACCAAGGACAACUGCCUCCUUCUGGCUGUUUCUCCUGCCAACUCUGACCUUGCCAACUCUGAUGCUCUAAAGAUCGCCAAGGAGGUCGACCCACAAGGUCUGAGGACCAUUGGUGUGAUCACCAAACUGGAUCUGAUGGAUGAAGGAACCGAUGCCAGAGAUAUCCUGGAGAAUAAACUGCUUCCACUCCGCAGAGGUUACAUUGGGGUGGUGAAUCGCAGUCAGAAGGACAUUGAUGGGAAGAAAGACAUCACUGCGGCUCUUCAAGCAGAGAGGAAGUUCUUCUUGUCUCACCCAGGAUACCGACACCUGGCCGACCGCAUGGGCACCGCCUACCUACAGAAAACCCUCAACCAGCAACUGACCAACCACAUCCGGGACACUUUGCCAGCGUUCCGCAGCAAAAUGCAAAGCCAACUGCUGUCCAUUGAGAAGGAGGUGGAGGAGUACAAGAACUUUAGACCAGAUGACCCGAGCCGCAAGACCAAGGCCCUGCUGCAGAUGGUACAGCAGUUUGCAGUGGACUUUGAGAAGAGGAUCGAAGGAUCUGGAGAUCAGGUCGACACCUAUGAACUGUCAGGAGGAGCUAAAAUCAACAGGAUCUUUCAUGAACGCUUCCCAUUCGAAAUGGUCAAGUUGGAGAGUGAUGAGAAAACUCUUCGUAAAGAGAUCAGCUACGCCAUCAAGAACAUCCAUGGAAUCAGGACGGGUUUGUUCACACCUGACAUGGCGUUCGAGACGAUCGUGAAGCGCCUGAUCGCACAGAUCAAAGUGCCGUGUCAGAAAUGUGUUGACAUGGUGAUAAAUGAGCUGGUCAACACAGUCAGACAGUGCACACAGAAGCUGGCUCAAUAUCCGAUGCUGAGAGAGGAGAUGGAGAGAAUCGUCACUCAGCAUAUCAGAGACAGAGAGAGUCGCACCAAAGACCAGGUGAUACUGCUCAUUGACAUUGAGUUGGCCUACAUGAACACAAACCAUGAAGACUUCAUCGGCUUUGCAAAUGCUCAGCAGAAGAGCAGUCAGAUGAACAAGAAGAAAGCAGCAGGAAACCAGGACGAGAUCAUGGUGAUCCGUAAAGGUUGGCUCACCAUCAACAACAUCAGUAUCAUGAAGGGCGGAGCUAAAGAGUACUGGUUUGUCCUGACGGCGGAGACCCUGUCGUGGUACAAAGACGAUGAGGAGAAAGAGAAGAAGUAUAUGCUGCCUGUGGACAACCUGAAACUGAAGGACAUCGAGAAAAGCUUCAUGUCCAGCAAACAUAUCUUUGCUUUGUUCAACACUGAACACAGGAAUGUGUACAAGGACUACCGUCAGCUAGAGCUGGCCAGUGAGUCUCAGGAGGAGGUGGACAGCUGGAAGGCAUCUUUCCUACGAGCUGGCGUAUACCCUGAACGCACCGUGGACAAAGAGAAGGUGGAGGUGGAGGAGUCAAGUGGUGAUGGGCAGAUCCACAGUAUGGACCCUCAGCUGGAACGACAGGUGGAAAUCGUCAGAAACCUGGUGGACUCAUACCUGUCCAUCAUCCACCGCACAGUCAGAGACUUGAUCCCCAAGACCAUCAUGCACCUGAUGGUCAACAACACAAAGGAGUUCAUCCAUUCUGACCUACUGGCUCAUCUUUACUCCUGUGGAGACCAAAACUCACUGAUGGAAGAGUCUCAGGAACAGGCUCAGCACCGUGAUGAGAUGUUGAAGAUGUACCACGCUCUACGUGAAGGCCUCAGUAUCAUCAGUGACAUCAGCACCACCACCAUCACCACAGCGAUGCCUCCACCUGUCGAUGACUCGUGGCUGCAGGUGACGGGGAUGCCAUCAGGGCGCAGGUCUCCCAUGUCCAGCCCAACUCCCCAGCGUCGGGCCCCUCCUGGACCUCCUCGUCCAGGUGGACGUGCAGCCCCUGGGCCCCCAUCACGUCCCGCAGUGUCACCUGACCCUGGACCCCCCUCUGUCCCUUCCAGGCCCAACAGAGCACCCCCACCUGGAGUUCCCAGAAUCUCUAUCAGUGACCAGUGAGGAGUUCACCAAUGUCGGAGAGCUCCUGCAUAUCCAUCAUGAUCCUCCAGACCAGCCUCAGACUCCUCCCUCUGACUCCUCCCUCUGACACACAUACGCACACACAGACACAGAGAGAGAGUAGAUUGAAAAUAUUAAUGCUGGUUUAACACAAGUUCUAAGCACAGACUCCACAUUUUUUAUCUUGCACAUUCACAUUAAUUAAUCUGGCACUGAAUGGUUUAUUUGUGCCAACUGGUUUAAGCCGUUUCUAUAACACAUGUAUACAUUGCUCAGGUCAAUCAGAAGAGAUACUCAGCUGGUCUCCCUGUGAAGAGCUAGGAAGCUUAAGUUUUAUCGGCACCUUCUGCUGCACUGACCUAAACAUCCACAACUCAGCCACAGUUGUGUUGAAACAGGUUUACAGCUGUGUUCAGACAGACAAUGGACAUUAACUGCUGGUUUCACUCAAAGUAGCAAGCGCCACGUGAGGGAUGUGGGGGACAAUAACGGGUAUUGGACGACCCUCCUCCCCUAAUGAUGUCCCUUAUGACCCACCUUUAUGACAUCACAGAAACAGACAAUCAAUUGUCAGCAAAUAUUGUGAUGUGUGAAGUAAUUGAGGUAUUAUUUAUAUUAUAGUACAUACAGUUCAUACCUUUUGAUUCUAAGUGGUUCUAAUUGAUCCAAACAAACUACUUUCUGAGCAGUCCUAGCUUGAUAUGCAUGGUCCGGUUGGUUCUACCAAGUUCUGAUUAUGUAGACCACACUGACUUAAGGUGCAUUCUCACUGAACACAGUGAUUUUUUUCAUGUAGCAUUUCUCGUGCGGCUGUGGUUGCUGGAUAGUUUGUGUUUAUUCACCACACUUGUGCAAGUAAAUACAGCUGGUGACUACUCACCUUAAUACAAAAGCGUAUUGCUGUUAUAGUGGAAAAAAAAUUUUAAUCAGUAUCAUGUCAUACUAUAUUGUAUAAACAGGAUGAUACUAUAUUGUAUCAUUAUAUUGAUCAUUAUAUUGUAUAAUCGUGAUCAUGUAUCACGUUUAUGCAAUAUAGUAUCAUGUUAUAAUGUGAUAUUGAUCCAAAAACAGCAAUAGGCUUCCGUACCUUAAUACUAGAGCUAACUAUGUUUAUAUUAGUGUAACCAACAGACUGAAGCGAACAAUGCUUUCUGAUCUUGCGAUUAACCAUAAGACAAAUGUCAGCCACCUCUAACUGGUUCCACCUGGUUCCCGCCAGUUUUUUUUACCAGUUUUAUUUGGGUCUAACUGUGUCAUCAGGCCACUAGUUGAUGUGGACUUCUCUUUUCUGUGGAUGUUGCCUCUAACUGGUUUUUGUUGGUCCAAGAAGAGUACAUGACAUGACGUUUGAUCCUGCAAGCCCCUUCCUGUUUAUUUUUCAGUUGAUUUACUGUUGUUUUCUUUUUCUUCAUGAUCAUUUUGUGUCCUUUGUUCCCAGUCGUCCCAAUAAAGGUAGCCCCGCCCAUGGAGAGAGCCCACAGUCUUCUAUUGAAGGUUAACCUGAGCCAAGUGUUUGUUUCUGUCUCUACUGAACUGUUAUACUGAUCUCUGCUGAUGAUGUUCUGUUACUGUGAACCUUACAAGUAAUAAUAAUGAUGAUGAUAUUGAUUAUCAGCACAUUUUAAAUGUAUAUAGCAAAUGAUCAGCAAAGUACUAUUGCAAUAUUGAGUGUAUAAAUAUGUUGUCUAGCUGUCCAUCAGCUGUCAUGAGGGUGAGACAGGUAACUACCUGUCUAUCUGCCCCCUCACACUGUCUGUCAUAUUGUAUCUAAACAGUAGCAACAGAUUCAUGCGAUCAUCAGGUUUUAAAAAGAUCUGCCGAAGACUCCUGAGAUGGCGCAGACAGGAAGAUGUCUCACUCCUCUGGAUGUUCAGGCUGCUCUGGGAUCAGCCUGUUAGCAUGUUAGCCUGUUAGCUUGCUGUCUGUAUCACAAACUGGAGUUAAGUAACUGAGUUGUGUUUUUGAUCAAUGCUGAACUUUUCUUUACAGUGUAAAGUUUGCAUAUUGUUUUAACUUAUGUAUUUAUUUAUUGAUUAUCUGCAGUUGUUAUUGUGGCACUAGUUUGAACUGGUUCAAGCUAUACCCUUAACCGUUCCUGGUUCACGCUAGUUUAAUUUUGUUCACACUAGGUCUGACUAGUACAUUCUAGUUUCAACUAGUUUCAACAAACAAGUGGUGCACAUUAGUGCUUAAUAUUUCACACUAGUUUUGACUGGUUGUAACUGGUUCUUUCUGGGGGAAAUGUUCCAACUUUUAUGUUGUGACAUGUAAUUUCUUAUUUAGUUGUCUACAAAUUAUACACAUACACACAUAUAUACAUAUAUAUAUAUACAUAUAUAUGACUUAAUGACUUAGUAUGUUGUUUUGUCUAUAGAGUUAGUUGAGCUCUGAGCUGCACUCAACACAAGGCGUGUCACCAAAGUGCGUUUGUAUCUGUAAAUUGUCCUGGUGUUCAGAUCAGUGUCAGCAUGACUGUUCAGUUCUGUCUUAAAAUUGUGUCCCAUAAUUUUGAACAUUCGGUAUUAAACAAUAAAGUGUUGCACAGGUGGUUCUGCAGCAUGGGGUUGAAUGCAGCUCGGCCUCACACACACUCCUGUGAUAGUGGAUAGUUCACUCCGUGGUGUUACCAUAAAUGUAUGAAGAUUUUAAUGUACCAUAUCUGUGAGCAACAUAUACAGAUCUAUUAAACUGAAAUAUGCAGCGGCCCAGACUGAAGUGUAUGUGUGUAUGUGGGUGUGUUACACUGUGUGGAUGUAUGUAGCUGUGUUGUGUACCUUUGUGUCAUGUGAUCAGGGGCAACAGAGACAUGUGGACAUGAAUAAAGUUUGUGUGAAUGAA
Messenger RNA from Solea senegalensis (Senegalese sole), 5588 nucleotides. Its product is annotated as dynamin-1-like. The transcript has 24 exons. Gene Ontology annotation, molecular function: GTPase activity; GTP binding; microtubule binding. Lineage: Eukaryota; Metazoa; Chordata; Actinopteri; Pleuronectiformes; Soleidae. The coding region runs from base 246 to 2750 and encodes 834 amino acids. Gene Ontology annotation, cellular component: membrane; cytoplasm; microtubule. The record is from RefSeq and is a predicted model, not a curated record.